This is a messenger RNA of Rhizophagus irregularis DAOM 181602=DAOM 197198, 1473 nucleotides long. Lineage: Eukaryota; Fungi; Glomeromycota; Glomeromycetes; Glomerales; Glomeraceae. The record is from RefSeq and is a predicted model, not a curated record.
AUGUCUUUUGAUUAUUCUCAAGAACUUAUUAAUGAUUAUGAAAAAUUACUUGAGGCUAAUAAAGGAUAUGAUGUCAUUAUUUACGCAGGUGAAGAUGAGAACGCAAAAGAAAUUCAUGCAAAUUCACUUAUAUUAUGUAUUAGGUCUCAAUAUUUUCAAGCGGCGUUCUCUAAUGAAUGGGCCGAAAAAAGAGAUGGAAAAUUUAUUCUUGAAAAACCAAAUAUUUCUCCUCAAAUAUUUAAAAUUAUUUUAAGAUUUAUUUAUUGUGGAAAAAUUGAUUUAACAAGAUUAAAAGGAACAGAAUUAUUAGAUCUUUUAAUUGCAGUAGAUGAACUUAGUAUCCAAACAUUAAUCACUUGUAUUCAAGAAUAUUUGAUUAAUAAUCAAUAUAAGUUUUUACAAAAGAAUCUUAUUGAGAUUCUUGAAGCUAUUUAUCAAUUUCAUCAAUGUGAUACUUUUUCAGAUUUAUGGGAAUCUUUUCUUGAAGCAAUUUGUGAUAAACCGGAAAUAUUAUUCAACACUGAUAAAUUAAUUAAUUUAAGAGCACCCAUCUUGGAAUUACUUUUAAAACGGGAUGAUUUAUUAUUGGAUGAAAUUAUUAUUUGGGAUAAUUUGAUCAGGUGGAGUUUUGCUCAACAUCCUUCUAUUAAAGAAGAUAUAAAACAAUGGAAUACGGAAGAAAUUGCUAUUAUGGAAAGUACUCUUCAUAGAUUUCUUCCUUUAAUUAGAUUUUAUCAUAUAUCUUCAGAAGAUUUUCAUUCAAAAGUAUAUCCUUUUAAAGUAUUGCUACCCAAGGAUUUAAUUAACGAAAUGCUUGUAUUUUAUUUGGUACCAAGUAAGAAACUGAAUAUUGAUAUUCAACUCCCUAGGUAUCCAAAAUAUGAUACAGAAUUAAUUAAAUUUCAACAUUUUGCGAUUUUUUCUAGUUGGAUUGAAAGGGAAAGUGAUUCAUAUUAUUAUAAAAAGAAUAUUCCUUAUCAAUUUAAUUUGAUUUAUCGUGCUAGUAAAGAUGGUAAAACAGCUAAAGCAUUUCAUAAAAAAUGUGAUAAUAGAGGACCCACUAUAGUUAUAAUAAAAAUUAAGGGAUCGGAACAAAUUAUUGGAGGAUAUAAUCCAUUUAGUUGGGAUUCAAGUAAAUCUUAUAAAUAUACAACAGAUAGUUUUAUGUUCUCUUUUACAGAUAGAAAGAAUACGAAAACUGCAGAAGUAAGUUUUAGUAAUGGUACAUAUUCUAUAGGUUGCUAUCCAACUCAUGGACCAAUAUUUGGUGGUGAUUUUUCUUGUAAAGAUUGUGCUACUAAUUGGAAAUUUAAUAAUUAUUUUCAUUCAUAUCCUGACAUUAAUAUUCCAACAGGAAGUAUACAGGUAGAUGAUUAUGAAGUUUUUCAAGUUAAAAAGCUAAAACAAAAUUUAAAUGAUAAACGUAAACUCUUUAAAAAAAAAAGUUUCCUUAAAUCUUUGUUUAAGAAAUAG